GGUUGGCGAUUAAGGUAGAGAGUUACUGAUUCGUUUUGGCUCAGAGAGGUAAAUGCUGAAGAGAAACCAGAGUUGUUUUGUGUUUCGUUCUUCCAAGGAGCGUGGAGAUGGGGAGGGUUAACGGAACCCUGCACCUUGGGUUUCCAAGGUUUGGUUUUGAAACUGACAGGUCUUGGUCCUGUGCGUCUCUGAUUCUGGAGGGCCGGGCACCCAAAGCCGACCCCAUUCCUCGGCUUCAAGUUUACUGUGGUCUUACCUUUGACAAUUCAUGUGCUGAGCUCUCUUGGUCUUGGAGGGCAAGCUCAGAUGUAAAGUUUGAGGCUCUUCCCGGAGCCGCUGGUUCUCUGGGUGUCCCCACUGUGCACACGGGGCUGUGAAAGAAGCUUAAUUGCAUAUUUUUCGGCAUACCCAGGGGCAACUUUACAUAUUCUUUGUGCUGUAACUGGGUUCAUACUGGGCUAGGCAUUCACACUGGGGCUCCUGGAGUAUCAGUGGCUCACCGAAAUAAUGAAAAGAGGGAGUCAGAAGGAAGGUGCUGAGGUUGAAGUGGAGGAGAGGAAGGUAAGACUGGAAAGCCGAGUUGGUCGGUCUCAAGUACAGUGAGUUUUAAGGUCAUAGUAUUACCCUUAGGUCCAUACUGAGCUGUUUGGACUUUCCUACAAUCAGGUUGGGAUAAAUGAUUUUAAGUUGAGCCGUGACAGACUCAGACUUGUUUUAUACUAGCGGUACUUUGGCUGCAAUACGGAGUGGGGAUCGGAUGGAAAGAGGUGGGAUUUGAGAUGCUUCCCAAGAAUUGUCCACAGAAUUUGGACAGGAGGAAGUGGGAAGUGAAAGUUUAGAGAACCACUCGAAUUUUCUAGUAUGUGUAUUUGGAAGGAUGAAGAUGCCAAAAUCUAGGUGAGAUACAAGAAAGAGGAGCAGGUUAUGUUUGUAGCGAGAACAAUGGAGACCAUCAUUGAGGGCAAAUUAACUUGCAAGAAUCACCCCCAGGGUUUUGUGUAUAAGACAAAGUAAAUUGUUUUUGAAAGUCCUGGAUAGCUCACCUCUGCUUUUUUUUUUUUUUUAAUCAGUUUUCUUUUGCCAGGUUUUGCAUAGUCAGAAUUUCAACCACCAGCCUAUCUGCUUGUCCCAUUGAAAUGUUGGCUGCUGAGAUCAGGAUCAGAGCAGAUUUGAAGGCUUCUUAUUUUUACUUUUAUAAUUGAGAGAGAGAGAAAAAAACAAAACAAAACAGGCCAAAAAAGUUUUUCUAGAUCUCACAGGCAGAUGGAAAUUUUCAUUAAAAACAUCUCAUUCAAGGAUUAUAGCGUACCAGGUUCUACCAGUUUCUUUUGAGAAUAGUGCAGAAUAAUACAAGAUGGGCUCCAUAGUUUCUAUAAAAUUAGCACCAAACAAAUAGUAGUUAAAACGUAUUGUGUGUUCAGGUGCUAAGCAUUUUAUAUGUAUUUAAUUCUUAGAACAAACCAAUUUUACAAAUUUCUGAACCUAGAUCUGCUGUUGUAAAGCCCAUGCUUUUGGCCACUCUGGAACCAUAAGCAGUUGGACCCUUUUCUGUCUAGUUUGUUGCCUUUUGGUUCAUUGAAAAAUCCUUAGUGAUAUUGACAUGUUUCAAGUGACAUAAAUUAGCCAAUGACUCGGAAUGAUGGAUUCCCCGAAGAUUGGAAAUGGUUUGCCAGUGAUUGGACCAGGGACUGAUAUAGGGAUAUCUUCACUCCACAUGGUGGGGUAUUUGGGAAAAAAUUAUGAUUCAGCUAAAGUCCCGUCAGAUGGGUAUUGUCCUGCUUGUAGAGAGAAGGGAAAGUUAAAAGCCUUAAAGACUUACCGAAUUAGUUUUCAAGAAUCUGUCUUUUUGUGUGAGGAUCUGCAGUGCAUCUACCCUUUGGGCUCUAAAUCACUUAAUAACUUAAUUUCCCCUGAUUUGGAAGAUUAUCACACUCCAAAUAAGUCUCAAAAAAGAAAGUUCUUGGAAACCAGCUAUAAAGAUUCACCUCUUUUAGCAAAUGCCAAAAAGACUAAAAAUCACACUGUUACUGAGGGUGAGCAAGGUUUGAACAGCAAACGCGAUGGAGAAGAGUAUGGUGAAACCUCGUCAAGCUUACCUGAUUCACCACACAGUGGACCACAGCACCCAGACAGGACAGUUGGUUCCUUGGAACAGAAUGAGAGUUUGGAGGCUGAUGUUAUUGACAUGGCUGCUGAAGAAGCUCCUACUACAGUUGAUGUUUCUGGAACUGGAGGGAUUUCCCCUCACAAUGAAGGAUGCACACCUGAACUGGAAAUGCUGUUGGAGAGCAAAUGUACGUCACUUUGCCAGUCUUCCUACGUCCAAUGGAAAAAUGCUAAUGCUCUCUGUUGGUUAGACUGUAUUCUGUCAGCACUGGUGCACUUGGAAGGGUUAAAGAACACUGUGACUGACCUGUGUUCUAAUGAGGAAUCUGUGUUCUGGCGGUUGUUUACAAAGUAUAAUCAAGCAAGCAAGCUUCUGCACACCAGUCAAUUGGAAGGAGUUAAAGAUGGAGAUUGUAAAAAGCUUCCUUCAGAAGUAUUUGCAAAGAUAGAGACCUGUCUGAAUGAAGUCAGAGAUGAAAUUUUCAUUAGGCUUCAGCCUCAGCUUAGAUGCACAUUAGGUGAUAUGGAAAGCCCAGUGUUUGCCCUUCCCCUGCUCUUAAAAAUGGAACCCCUCAUUGAAAAGCUUUUCAUGUAUUCUUUCUCUUGGAAUUUUGAAUGCUCGCAGUGUGGGCACAAGUAUCAAAGCAGAUACAUGAAGAAUCUGGUCACCUUUACAAAUGUCAUCCCUGAGUGGCACCCACUUAAUGCUGCCCAUUUUGGUCCAUGUAACAAUUGCAGGAAUAAGUCACAGAUAAGAAAAAUGGUAUUGGAAAAAGUAUCUCCCAUAUUCAUGUUGCACUUUGUGGAAGGCUUGCCACGAAAUGACUUGCAGCACUAUUCAUUCCAUUUUGAAGGCUGUCUUUAUCAAAUAACUUCUGUAAUUCAGUACCAAGCAAAUAAUCAUUUUAUAACAUGGAUUUUAGAUGCUGACGGAACUUGGCUGGAAUGUGAUGACCUAAAAGGCCUAUGUUCUGAAAGUCGUGAGAAAUUUGAAGUUCUUGCUUCAGAGAUCCAUAUUGUUAUUUGGGAAAGAAGAACAUCUGAGAUGACAGAUAAAACAUCUGCCUGCCUUCCACUUAAAAAGACUAGUGAUGAGCAUGCUUUUGGUGAUGAGGAACAAGCCUCUCCAGCGUGGUGUUCUGUGGGUGAUGCUGCCUCCGCCGAGCUGUCCUCAGGAACUCUCCCCACCAGUGUGUCAUUUGCUCCUAAUACUCUUUCGCAGGGUCAGGCUGUAGCUCACGGACAUCAUUUACUUUCCGGUCCAGAAGGUUUGGGGGACGACAAUAUUUUAUCUUUGACACUUGAAGAAAUACAGGUUAACUCUGAAAGUUUCCCGUUUGAAAAUAAACCUGUGGCAGAGAAUGCAGGAGUUGGCAAAACAGAGGCUUUGCAAUCACGAGAGUCACUACUGGCUUCUUUAGUAUCCGCUCCAUGUGUUGGAAACCUGACUCAAGACCAAUUCAUGGAUUUAAAGCUUCCGUCUCAAACUGUAAAUGCAAGCGUGCGAUUUGCACCGCCGAAUGCCGAAGACACGGGGAUUGCUGCACCUGUGAAUAAUAUCCCCGCUACUGAUCCUGUACACGGUGGGCAGCCGGAAGUUGAGGGCACAGUGGCCCACGAGAAGGACACUCCAUUGACACGGUUUCCUUCACCAAAGACUGAGAAAUUAAAACCCGAACAACAGGUUACAUCUCAGGUAUCUAAUUUGAAGAAAAACGAAACGGCAGCAUUUUCUAAACCUGUAACAGCAAAGCCACUGCAGAAUCCAUCUCUGAAAGACACUCCGAAGAAACCAUUUGUAGGAAGUUGGGUUAAAGGCUUAUUAAGCAAAGGUGCUUCUUUUAUGCCACCUUGUGUUUCGGCUCGUAAUAGGAACACUGUAACUGAUUUGCAGCCUUCGGUUAAGGGGGCAAGUAAUUUUGGUGGCUUUAAAACUAAAGGUGUGAACCAAAAGGCUACCCGGGCAUCCAGGAAAGCUAAUAGGUGUGCAAGGAAGCCUCCUACGGUUAGCACCCCGCCACCAAGUCAUCCACUGCCUGGUGGCACGACUUCUCAUGUUCAUGCUAAUGUUACUGCUGAUUCAGAUGUUCUGAAGAAAUGUGAAAACGCCCCCUACGGAGCUCACCGCAGUCACAGUUCCUGUGUCAAAGAACAUGGUGUUUCUUCUGCAAACCAUGGAGACUCAGUUGAGGGUCAGAUUCAUAAACUUCGUCUCAAACUUCUUAAAAAACUUAAGGCAAAGAAGAAGAAAUUAGCUGCUCUUAUGUCUUCCCCCCAAAACGGAGCGCUUCCAAGUGAAAAUUUAGAACACGUGUCCCAUUGUGGGUCUCCAAACGAUUGUGACUCGAUAGAAGACUUGUUAAAAGAACUACAGUAUCAGAUCGAUACCGCUGAGAAUAAAUCUGGAUGCACCACGGUUCCAUACAGUGGUCAAAGUCAUGAAGAAAUUUUGGCAGAACUGUUGUCUCCUACAGCUGUUGUCUCAACAGAGCACUCGGCAAAUGGGGAGGCUGAUUUCAGGUAUUUAGAAAUGGGAGAUGACCACGUCGCAGCACCAGUGCCUACUGAGUUAGAUGACAUUCCCCAAAAUACACACCUGAGACAGGACCAUAAUUACUGUAGCCCCACCAAGAAGAAUCCGUGUGAAGUUCAGCCAGACUCACUGACAAAUAAUGCCUGCGUUAGGACAUUGAACUUGGAAAGUUCCAUGAAGACUGAUAUUUUUGAUGAGUUUUUUUCCACUUCAACGUUAAAUUCUUUAGCAAAUGACACAUUAGACUUACCUCAUUUUGAUGAAUAUCUGUUUGAGAGUUGUUGAUUGCAUGCUAUCUUUUUUUAGUUUGAUAUUUAUUAUGGCUCUUGGAAAACUCAAUAUGUUAUUAAGUAGUAUUUAUACACUGGCCUUGUCAUGAACAAAAUGUAAGCUACGUGAGGUUUUACCUUUGGUUCUACCCACAAAGCAUGUAAUCUGUUUUACAAAUUAAAAUGAUCAGGAAUUGG
Messenger RNA from Acinonyx jubatus (cheetah), 5106 nucleotides. RefSeq names its product ubiquitin specific peptidase like 1 (gene USPL1). Gene Ontology annotation, biological process: Cajal body organization; protein desumoylation. Bases 1637 to 4924 code for a protein of 1095 amino acids. Gene Ontology annotation, cellular component: Cajal body. NCBI's taxonomy places the organism in Eukaryota, Metazoa, Chordata, Mammalia, Carnivora, Felidae. The record is from RefSeq and is a predicted model, not a curated record. The transcript has 9 exons. Gene Ontology annotation, molecular function: SUMO binding.